Messenger RNA from Ceraceosorus bombacis, 496 nucleotides. Lineage: Eukaryota; Fungi; Basidiomycota; Exobasidiomycetes; Ceraceosorales; Ceraceosoraceae. The record is from the annotation of a GenBank genome assembly.
GGGCACUCCCACCUGUCGAUCGAGCGCGUGAGCGCAAGGCGUGCCCGCCAGCAGCCACCCCAUAGCCCUGCAUUUCGAUCACCUAGGCGCCUCCAUACGGCAUGACAGCUGCAUGAAGCAUACUCACCUCACAACGCCCCAAACCAUACAUCACUGCUGGAGAUUUGCCCGCCUGGAUCUCCGCUUCGAGCGCUCUCAAGCAUGUCUCGCAGCCUUCUCCACAUCUCAUGCUGUAUCGUGCAUUCUUCAGACAGACGACUUGCAAUUACUCACAUCGAUAUUAGGCUGCUGGCAAGGCUUUCAUCAAAGUCAUGCGUGGUGACGUCUUUCCGAUUCCUUACCGUCAGCCUUGAUCACCCGCGCUUGCAAGGAGGGGUGGGAUCCGUAUUGAAGUGCAACAUGAAUGCGAGGCACAAGUAAGCCAGCCAGCAGGUCAUUCCUUGAGCAGGAUUGUCCACGCCGUCGAGAGCGAACAGCUGCGACUCCUAAAUUCAUU